CCCCAAAUAAUCAAUGAAACAACGACUUACAACAAUGGCAACUGACAAAUCCAAUCCUCUCCUCAUUUCCCCUCUCCGGCUCCGGCUACUCCUCUGCAUCUCACCGCCAUGAACAACAGCACGGCGGACAGCGGCGGAUUUCUCUCCUCAAGCAACAUCGGCGGUUUCGGCUACGGAAUCGGUGUCUCCUUAGGGCUUUUGAUUCUCAUCACUACAAUCCUCUUGGCUUCCUAUUACUGUACCAGAAACAGCCUAUCCUCCACCUCCGCCAAUCGCUCGCCGCCGCAGACGGAGGAGCAAUUAGAAGCCGUCAUAGUCGAGAUCGGACUCGAUCAGGAGACGAUUACGAGUUAUCCGAAAUUGCUGUAUUCGGAAGCAAAGCUUCAGAAGAACGAUUCGACUGCCUCUUGUUGUUCAAUUUGUUUGGCCGAUUACAAAAACUCGGAUGUUCUUCGGCUUUUGCCUGAUUGCGGCCAUCUAUUUCAUCUCAAGUGUGUCGAUCCGUGGCUAAGGCUUCAUCCGACUUGUCCGGUUUGCCGGACCUCGCCGAUUCCGACGCCGUUGUCGACUCCUCUGGCGGAGCAAGUUCCAUUGGCGAGUCGGCGCGACUGAAGAAGAAGAAGACGAUCUGGAAUAAUUAAACCGACGUCGUUUUCGCCAUUUUUUUUUGUUUCAUUUUACAGAUUAAUUUCAUCGCGAUCGAUCGCUAUAGUUGGAAGUUCUCAAACUUAACCUCCUUCAAGGUUAACAUUUUGUCAUCUUCGUUUGAACGAUUGA
This is a messenger RNA of Benincasa hispida (wax gourd), 777 nucleotides long. Its product is annotated as RING/U-box superfamily protein. The record is from RefSeq and is a predicted model, not a curated record. NCBI's taxonomy places the organism in Eukaryota, Viridiplantae, Streptophyta, Magnoliopsida, Cucurbitales, Cucurbitaceae.